ACCGGUCCGAACCAACAUGCUGUCUGGCAGUAAUGCUGGCUUUUGAAUCGCGAUGCUUCCGCUGGAUCGAGAAUGCGAAUGCUCACUCCAUGCAGAUCUGUGAUAGUUUCCUUGUUGUCCAUAAUAGCAAUACUAGCUAGCUGGUAUCUCAUCUCAUCUCAUCUCAUCUCAUCCGACCUACAUCAGUACAUCCUUAUUAGUUAGGGCAACAUCAUUCACAAUGGAUCAUCUUCUGAGCAAGGCAGGCAAGUGUGGCCUGGACAGUGAUUUGGCGGAUCUCGCGAUUGGGGGAUUCCUUCACGUGUUAAAAGUGAGUGAACAAGAGGAAGAAGCGGCCUUGAAGCCCAUUCUGGAUUACUUGGGGGACGACGCCCGCAUCAACUUGAAACAGUACGAAAAGAACAUGGACCAUAAAGGAUUUGCUUUUCCCACGCCCAUUCGAAAUUUGCUGCACAAGCCUCCCAGCGCCAAGGAGAAGGAUGCCCAGCACACGAAGCAAAUGAUUGAUGCACUGGAUCGAAAAUUUGAAGGCUGCAGUCCGGCCAAACUGGUGAAAUUCAUGAAACUGUUUAUUGCAUACCUGGAAGAAAAUGUCACAGAGGCGGUGGACUUGGACGCUGUGUUGCAGUAUUCUGUACCCAAAAAAUAAUGAGGGCGUACUACAGUCCGUAACAUUUUUAAAACAGUCUGACUGU
Messenger RNA from Seminavis robusta, 695 nucleotides. The record is from the annotation of a GenBank genome assembly. NCBI's taxonomy places the organism in Eukaryota, Bacillariophyta, Bacillariophyceae, Naviculales, Naviculaceae.